Melanotaenia boesemani (Boeseman's rainbowfish) is the source of this 14472-nucleotide messenger RNA. RefSeq names its product dynein, axonemal, heavy chain 5 (gene dnah5). Gene Ontology annotation, cellular component: dynein complex. The coding region runs from base 1 to 13968 and encodes 4655 amino acids. Lineage: Eukaryota; Metazoa; Chordata; Actinopteri; Atheriniformes; Melanotaeniidae. Gene Ontology annotation, molecular function: ATP hydrolysis activity; dynein intermediate chain binding; ATP binding. The record is from RefSeq and is a predicted model, not a curated record. Gene Ontology annotation, biological process: microtubule-based movement. The transcript is spliced from 87 exons.
AUGUCAAUUAGCUCUCGAAUGGCUAAAGUCACCUACAGAAGCAGACCAACCCAGCCUUCUGUGACUGUGGAGACACUCAAAGAAAUGCAGCAAAAGUUAAAAGAGGAGCGUGAGGCUAAGCGUGCUCAGCUGGAUGGAAGACAUGACUAUAUCCUCAGUAUUGUGGCCUCAUGUCUGGGACUGGAGAAAGCUGAUGUGGAAGAUGCCAUACUGGAGGGGAAUCAGAUUGACCGAAUGGAGCAAUUCUUUGCAGCAAAUGGUCUUCCACAUCUCAUGUUGUACUAUCAGGACACUGAGUCAACUCAAGGAGCAGCUUCACCCUCUGCUACCACUGUCCUUGCUUCUCAGCAGCCUGGUCAAAGACACAAGGCUAAAGUGUUUGUGACAGAUGGGAGGGAUGUUGCAUUGACCGGAGUUUGUGUCUUCUUCACCAGAGCCAACACAUUAAAAGCAAUAACCUCUGAGAGCAUACACAGAGAUGUGAAUUUCAAUAUGUUGGAUACAACUGAAGUGGGUCUGUUAAAAAGUGUGGAGCAGUUGCUCUCUGAGAUCUUUAUCCCCACGCUGAGGAAGAUGAACCAUGGCUGGGGAGAACUGGCCAGUCCCCAAGCCCAGGCUGUCAAACAGGACUUCAUAUCUUCACUUGAAAGUUUUGUGUCUGUUCUGGCUGGAGCACAGGACAGCCUACAAGAAAGGGUCACUUUGAAAGAGUGUGACACAUUUGACUUGCGGGUGCUGAAAGGCCCAGGAGACUACAUGGCAGCAGCCAACAGCACAGAAACCACAGAAAAAGUAGAAGCCUGCAUGAAAGUGUGGAUCAAACAGAUAGAACAGGUUCUAGCUGAGAGUGACCAGCUUAGAAAGGAAGCCGAUGACCUCGGCCCUCGGGCUGAGCUAGACCACUGGAAAAAACGGAUGUCCCGCUUUAACUAUCUUCUGGACCAGCUGAAAAGUCCUGAUGUCAGGGCUGCCCUGGGUGUACUCUUGAUGGCCAAAUCUAAGCUCAUUAAGUCGUGGCGGGAACUUGACACAAGGAUUACUGAUGCAGCCAAUGAGGCCAAAGAUAAUGUCAAGUACCUCUACAGCCUGGAGAAGUUUUGUGAUCCUCUAUACAACAGUGACCCUGUGUCAAUGGUGAAUGCAAUCCCAGGUUUGAUCAAUGCCAUCAGGAUGAUUCAUAGUAUUUCUCGAUACUACAACACAUCAGAAAAAAUAACAUCCCUUUUUGUCAAGGUGACAAACCAGAUGAUCACAGCUUGCAAAGCCUAUAUUACUAAUAAUGGAUCUAAUUCAAUAUGGGACCAACCUCAGCAAGUUGUUACUGACAAAAUCAAAGCUGCCAUCCAUUUAAAUCAGGAGUAUCAACAGUGUUUCCAUAAAACAAAGAAGAAGCUGGAACAAAAUCCCACAGAGAGACAGUUUGACUUCAGUGAGAUGUACAUUUUUGGGAAGUUUGACACGUUCCAGCAGCGUCUCAGUAAGAUCCUGGAAAUGUUCAACACCAUUUCCACCUACUCUGCACUACAGGACUCUAAGAUUGAAGGACUGGAAACCAUUGCCACCAAGUUUCAGGCUAUAAUGCUGAACGUGAAGAAAAAGCACUACAGUUUCCUAGACCACAGAAGAACUGACUUUGAUGUUGACUAUGAGGAUUUUUGCAAAAGCACCUCAGAGCUUCAUAAUCAGCUGAAGAGUUUCAUGGAUAGCACCUUUGAAAAGAUUCAAAAUACUGAAAGAGCAUUAAAUGUGCUGAAGAAAUUUGAAAGAUUGGGAAUCCCUGAUCUUGACAUUGACGAGAAGUAUCAGCGCAUUCUGCAGAAUUAUGGUCGGGACAUUGAAAUGGUUUCCCGCAUCUACGUGAAACAGAAGGCAGAACCUCCCACUGGCAGGGAUAUGCCUCCAGUGGCAGGCCGGAUCAUGUGGUCACGGCAGCUGUACAAACGAAUCCAGGGUCCAAUGGAUCUCUUUCAACAGCAUCCAGGUGUUCUUUCCACACCAGAAGCUAAGAGGAUUAUUAAGAACUUUAACCGGGUAGCAAGAGUCCUGUUGGAGUAUGAGAUGCUCUACCAUCACAACUGGAUGACAAAAAUGGAGGACGCCAGGGUUGGCCUGCAAGCCUGUCUUUUGAUACGGUCCCAAGAGACAGGGGAGCUGAUGGUGAACUUUGACCCAGAGAUUCAGACCCAGAUAAGGGAGACAAACUGCAUGACACGAAUGAAUUUGGAGAUCCCUCCCUUUGCUGCUCUGCUGCAGCAAAAACAGGAAACUCUGAAAAAGAACUACAACAAAUUACAGCUCAUGUUGAACGAAAACAUCAGAGUACGCGCCAAGAUUCAGACCGUCUUUGAACAGCUGGCCAUGCCGCAUGUUGCUAAGGUGGAUGAAGCUAUACAGCCAGGUUUGAUCUCCCUCAGCUGGACAUCUCUGAACAUAGACAACUAUCUCAGCUGCAUCGACAAAGCAUUGGUUGACCUGGAGCUAUUGAUGGACAGAGUGAAUGACCUGGUGGAGUUUCGGAUUGAUGCCGUACUGCGGGAAAUGAGUGUAUCUACACUGUGUGUUCUGCCAGAGGAUGAACCAAUAACCUGUGAGGAAUUUGUUCAAACCACCAAGGAGCUGUGCAUAAAACAAGCCCAGAAUCUAAAUAUUAAGAGUGCACUAGUAGAGGAGGCUGCAAAUGAACUGAUCAACAUGCUGAUGGAGUUUGACCACAGUCAAAAAAAGGAGGAGGAAAAGGAAAAGGUUGAGGAAGAAAGCUGCACUGAGAGCAAGACCAUAGACCACCUUGACAGUGAAGGUGAAGAUGAGUGCCACUCAGAAAGUCGUCUCUUCUCAAGAAAUACAUUGCUCCCUCCUGCUAGUGUUGGCCCUUCCUCCCCUUUGGUGAGAAGGAAGAAGAAAAGAGAUCUGAUGGAAGUGAUGGAGGAGGAAGCCCAGGAGCUGCUCUCCUACUUCAAUCACCGAAAUGUGGAUGCCUUGCUCAGAGUGACACGCAACACCCUAGAGAUGCUGCGCAAGCGCAUACAUACAUCCUCACUCUCACAUUUCUUGGGUGAGAAUGAUUCAACCAGCUGUGGAAAAAGCAGUAGUCAGCAGGCCAUCUUCCGAGUCAAUGUGACCCUUGCCAUACCUAACAUUGCUAUGGUUCCAGCCCUGGAGGAGGUCCAGUUGGCUCUAAACCGGGUUGUAGAGUGCGUGGUCAGUGUCAGCAAAGGAGUAAGCCAGUGGAGUAAAGAAAGAAUCUCCAAGAGAAAAAUGAAUGAAAGACGGAUGGCAGCUCUGAAACAAGACAGUUCUGAGAGUGAAUCAGAAGAUGGAGCAACAACACACAGGAGCUUGGCUGAUGGCAGCAUCUCAGACAUUUCAGCAUCUGUGAUCCAAGCCAUCCCAUUCCAAGCCAGAAAUUACUUCAAGAGUGUGUCUGAGAACAAGGAAAUUGUCAAGUUGGUUUCUGUUCUCAGUACUUCUAUCACCUCCACCAAAAAGGAAGUGGUUACUGCUUUAGAGCGUUUUAGUCAUUACCAUCACAUCUGGAGAAAAGACCGUGAAGACACGAUGCAGAGAUUCAUCCAAGGGAAUCCCUUGCUGUCAGAGUUUGAGAGCCAGAUCCUUUUCUAUCGAGAUCUCAAGCUGGAAAUAAACUCUGAACCGGAGUAUAUUACUGUAGGAGCUUUGGCUUUUUUCACAGCAUCCCUGAAGAUGUCCCUCACUGCUGAAACUAAAAACUGGAUGGUGGACUAUGGACUGUUCUGCAACAGGAAAUAUCGCUCAGAGAUGGAAGAAAUCUUUGCUUUUGUUGAUGAAGCAGGAAAGAAACUAAACAGACAGAUCAAAGACCUGGAUGACAUUCGCAUUGCUAUGGCUGCACUCAAGGAGAUCAGAGAGCAGCAGAUAUCUAUUGAUUUCCAAGUUGGACCCAUAGAGGAGUCCUAUGCCAUGCUUCAUAAAUAUGAACUAUCGGUGGCCAAAGAAGAGGUUGAUAAGGUGGAUACUCUGCGUUAUACCUGGGAAAAGCUUCUGUCCCGGACUACAGAGGUACAGAAUGAACUUGUUGCUUUGCAGCCAAACUUCCGAGGAGAGCUGGUUAGCAAUGUGGAGACUUUCCAGGAGGACUGCCAACACUUUUACCAGGAUUAUGAGAAGGAUGGACCUAUGGUGGUGGGGCUAGCUCCCCAGGAUGCCAGUGACAGACUAAUCAUGUUCCAGAAUCGAUUUGACAAUCUGUUCAGGAAGUACAUCACUUACACUGGUGGAGAGGAGCUGUUUGGACUUCCUGUUACCCAGCAUCCUCAGCUGUUGGAAAUAAGAAAGCAACUGGCUCUGCUGCAAAAGCUGUAUGGCCUUUACAACAGUGUCAUCGAAACAGUUAAUGGUUACUAUGACAUCCUCUGGGCUGACAUUCACAUUGAGAAGAUCAAUAAUGAGCUGCUAGAUUUUCAAACAAGAUGUCGCAAGCUGCCCCGUGCUCUGAAGGAGUGGCAGGCCUUUCUGGACCUGAAGAAAACCAUUGAUGAAUUCAGUGAGUGCUGCCCCCUGUUGGAACUCAUGACUAACAAAGCUAUGAUGACGCGACACUGGAAGCGAAUUACUGAGGUGACUGGGCAUACCUUUGAGGUGGAAACUGAGACUUUCAAGUUACGUAACAUUAUGGAGGCACCUUUGCUAAAAAAUAAAGAAGAGAUUGAGGAUAUCUGCAUCAGUGCUGUAAAAGAGCGGGAUAUUGAACAGAAGCUGAAGCAAGUGAUCGCCGAGUGGGACAACAAAACCUUUACAUUUGCCAAUUUUAAGACCCGCGGAGAGCUGCUGCUGAGAGGAGACAGCACAUCAGAAAUCAUUGCCAGCAUGGAGGACAGCCUGAUGAUUUUGGGGUCUCUCAUGAGUAACAGGUACAACACUCCAUUCAAAGCCCAGAUCCAGAAGUGGGUUCAGAACCUUUCCAACACCACUGAUAUUAUUGAACACUGGAUGACUGUACAGAAUCUUUGGAUCUAUCUGGAGGCUGUUUUUGUAGGCGGAGACAUUGCCAAACAGCUACCUAAGGAAGCAAAGCGUUUCUCAAACAUUGAUAAAUCCUGGGUGAAGAUCAUGAUGCGUGCCCAUGAAAUGCCCAAUGUUGUGCAGUCGUGUGUGGGAGAUGAGACCAUGGGACAGCUGCUUCCUCACCUACUUGAACAGCUGGAGAUCUGCCAGAAGUCACUUACAGGCUAUUUGGAAAAGAAGCGUCUCUUGUUCCCACGUUUCUUCUUUGUGUCUGACCCUGCCUUGCUGGAGAUCCUUGGCCAGGCCUCUGACUCUCACACCAUCCAGGCCCACCUUCUCAACGUCUUUGACAACAUCAAAUGUGUCCGAUUCCAUGACAAGGUGUAUGAUCGUAUCUUGGCUGUGACUUCACGAGAGGGGGAGACCGUGGAACUGGAGCGUCCUGUCACAGCAGAAGGGAAUGUGGAGGUGUGGCUGAAUGCUCUGCUGAAAGAAUCCCAGCGGUCUUUGCACUUGGUGAUCCGACAGGCUGCUUUGACUAUCCAGGACUCUGGCUUCCAGCUCAUUGACUUCCUAAACUCCUUCCCUGCUCAAGUGGGCUUGCUUGGUAUUCAGAUGAUAUGGACAAGAGACUCCGAGGAGGCUCUUACGAAUGCUCGGUAUGAUCGCCGCAUCAUGCCUAAAACCAAUCAGCUCUUCCUAGAUCUGCUUAACACACUGAUUGACAUGACCACAAGAGAUCUAGAGGCUGUGGAGCGGACCAAGUAUGAGACCCUCAUUACCAUACAUGUCCACCAGAGGGACAUAUUUGAUGAUUUGUGCCGGUUGCAUGUCAAAAGCCCUAAUGACUUUGAGUGGCUGAAGCAGUGCCGUUUCUACUUCAAUGAGGACUCAGACAGGAUGAUCAUCAACAUCACAGAUGUGGGCUUUGUCUACCAGAAUGAAUUCUUGGGCUGCACAGAAAGACUUGUCAUUACACCUUUGACUGACAGAUGCUACAUCACCUUAGCCCAGGCACUUGGCAUGAGUAUGGGUGGAGCUCCUGCUGGUCCUGCAGGAACAGGAAAGACUGAGACCACAAAAGACAUGGGUCGCUGUCUGGGAAAAUAUGUUGUGGUGUUCAACUGUUCUGACCAGAUGGACUUCAGAGGAUUGGGAAGAAUAUUCAAAGGUUUGGCUCAGUCUGGCUCCUGGGGCUGUUUUGAUGAAUUCAAUCGCAUUGACCUCCCAGUACUGUCAGUGGCAGCCCAGCAGAUUGCCAUCGUUCUUACUUGCAAGAAGGAACGUCGCAAAAACUUUGUCUUCACUGAUGGAGACAAUGUUGAAAUGAAUCCAGAGUUUGGUAUCUUCCUUACGAUGAACCCAGGUUAUGCAGGCCGCCAGGAGCUUCCUGAAAACCUGAAGAUUAAUUUCCGCUCUGUAGCCAUGAUGGUCCCUGACCGUCAGAUCAUUAUCAGGGUAAAGCUGGCCAGUUGUGGGUUCAUAGACAACAUGGAGUUGGCUCGAAAGUUUUUCACCCUUUACAAACUGUGUGAGGAGCAACUCUCCAAACAGGUUCACUAUGACUUUGGCCUGAGGAAUAUUUUGUCAGUUCUCCGAACUCUGGGAGCAGCUAAACGAGCCAACCCCAGUGACACAGAGUCCACCAUCGUCAUGAGGGUUCUAAGAGACAUGAACCUUUCCAAACUGAUCGAUGAGGAUGAGCCACUUUUCCUGAGUUUGAUUGAGGACCUUUUCCCAGGCAUCCAACUGGAUAAAGCAGGAUACCCUGAUCUAGAGGCUUCUAUCGACAAACAGGUUGAGGAUGCAGGUCUGAUCAUCCACCCUCCCUGGAAACUAAAGGUCAUCCAGCUGUUUGAAACUCAGAGGGUCCGACAUGGCAUGAUGGCCCUGGGGCCCAGUGGGGCCGGAAAGACAACUUGUAUACACACACUGAUGAGAGCAAUGACAGAGUGUGGUCAACCCCACAGAGAGAUGCGCAUGAACCCCAAAGCAAUCACUGCACCUCAGAUGUUUGGCCGGCUGGAUGUAGCCACAAAUGACUGGACCGACGGCAUCUUCUCUACACUUUGGAGGAAAACACUCAGAGCAAAGAAAGGAGAGCACAUCUGGAUUGUUCUGGAUGGACCUGUUGAUGCCAUUUGGAUUGAAAACCUAAAUUCAGUUUUGGAUGACAACAGAACUCUCACACUUGCAAAUGGAGACCGUAUACCCAUGGCCCCCAACUGUAAGGUUGUUUUUGAGCCACAUAACAUUGACAAUGCCUCACCGGCCACUGUGUCACGCAAUGGCAUGGUGUUCAUGAGCUCUUCUGUGCUCAGUUGGAGCCCCAUACUGGAGGGCUGGUUAAAGAAACGCUCUCCUCAGGAAGCAGAGGUACUGAGGCAGCUCUUCUCCUCCUCCUUCUCUGAGGUGUACCGCUUCAGUGUUCAGUCUUUAGACUUCAAGAUGGACAUGCUAGAGGCCUUUGUCAUCAUGCAGUGCAUAAACAUGCUGCAGGGACUCAUUCCAUCAAAGGAGCAGAGCGGUGAGUUAUCUAGACAGCACCUGGAGCGACUGUAUGUCUUCGCCCUCAUGUGGAGCGCUGGCUCCUUACUCGAGCUGGACGACCGGAGGAAGAUGGAGUUUUGGCUCAGAGGAAAUGACAGUAUCUGUCUAAAUUUGCCAGACAUUCCUCCUGAUAGCAAGGAUACCAUGUUUGACUAUCAUGUCACAGCAGAUGGCCAUUGGGUCCACUGGAACACCAGAGUUGAAGAAUAUGUCUAUCCAUCUGACUUUACCCCAGAGUACAGCUCCAUCUUGGUCCCCAAUGUUGACAAUGUUAGAACAGACUUCCUAAUUCAAACCAUUGCCAAGCAAGGCAAGUCUGUUUUACUGAUUGGAGAACAAGGAACAGCCAAAACUGUUAUCAUCAAGGGUUACAUGUCAAAAUAUGACCCUGAGACCCACAUCGGCAAGAGUCUUAACUUCUCUUCUGCUACCACUCCUCUCAUGUUUCAGAGGACAGUAGAGAGCUAUGUGGACAAGAGGAUGGGGACCACUUAUGGCCCUCCUGCUGGGAAGAAAAUGUCCAUUUUUAUAGAUGAUAUUAAUAUGCCUGUCAUCAAUGAGUGGGGAGACCAGGUAACUAAUGAGAUUGUAAGGCAGCUGAUGGAGCAGAAUGGGUUUUUCAACCUGGAGAAACCAGGAGAGUUCACCAAUAUAAUUGAUGUUCAGUUCCUGGGAGCUAUGAUUCAUCCAGGAGGAGGCCGUAAUGACAUUCCCCAGAGACUAAAAAGGCAGUUCUCGAUUUUUAACUGUACCCUGCCUUCCAAUGCCUCCAUUGAUAAAAUAUUUGGUGUGAUUGGUGAAGGCCACUUCUGUGCACGUCGUGGUUUUAUUGAGGAAGUUCAAAGCACUGUUCCUCAUUUGGUGUCUUUGACUCGCCAACUCUGGCAGCUGACCAAGCUCAAGAUGCUUCCAACACCUGCAAAGUUUCAUUACAUCUUCAACCUGAGGGAUCUGUCCAGAGUCUGGCAAGGCAUGCUCAUCACCACUGCUGAGGUGGUGAACUCUGUCCAGGUGUUGCUGGCUCUCUGGAAGCACGAGUGCAAACGUGUGAUAGCUGAUAGAUUUACAGUGCCUGAUGACGUGGAGUGGUUUGACCAAGCCCUGGCAAAACUGGUGGAAGAGGAACUCGGAGAGGAGUAUAAGAAUAUUGUGGACUUUGGAGUAGAAACAUACUUUGUUGACUUCUUACAAGAUGCCCCUGAAGCUACAGGAGAAGAGCCAGAAGAUUUGGAUUUUGAUUUGCCCAAAGUGUACGAGCCUAUUGAAUCGUUUGAGAGUUUAAAGGAACGCCUGAACAUGUUCCUGUGCCAUUACAAUGAGAGCAUCAGGGGUACUGGCAUGGACAUGGUCUUCUUUCAGGAUGCAAUGAUACAUCUGAUCAAGGUGUCAAGAAUAAUCCGUACACCCGGAGGUAAUGCCUUGUUGGUGGGUGUUGGGGGUUCAGGCAAACAGAGCCUGACUAGACUGGCUGCAUUCAUAGCUGGAUACAAGAUCUUUCAGAUCACUCUCACACGCUCAUACAACACAGCCAACUUGAUGGACGACUUGAGAGGUUUGUACAGAACAGCCGGCAAGCAGGGAAAGGGCAUCAGCUUCAUCUUUACUGACAACGAAAUCAAAGACGAAUCCUUCCUAGAGUACAUGAACAAUGUACUGUCAUCAGGAGAGGUGUCCAGCUUAUUUGCUCGUGAUGAGAUUGAUGAGAUCCUCAGUGAUCUUAUCCCUGUCAUGCGGCGAGAGUUUCCUAAGCGACCACCCACCAAUGAAAAACUGUAUGAGUAUUUCAUGUCCCGAGUUCGGCAUAAUCUCCAUGUUGUGCUGUGCUUUUCUCCUGUUGGGGAAAAGUUCAGAAAUCGGGCUUUGAAAUUUCCAGCACUGAUAUCUGGUUGCACCAUGGACUGGUUCAGCCGCUGGCCAAAAGAUGCACUUGUUGCAGUUUCGGAGCACUUCUUAUCUGUCUACGACAUAGACUGCUCCCCUCAGGUCAAAAAGGAGGUGGUCCAGUGCAUGGGCUCCUUCCAGGAUGGUGUAGCCGAGAAGUGUGUGGAAUAUUUCCAAAGAUACCGGCGCUCCACCCACGUCACCCCCAAGUCCUACCUGUCCUUCAUUCAGGGCUACAAGACCAUCUAUAAAGAGAAAAGGUCUGAAGUCCAGACACUGGCCAACAGGAUGAAUACCGGUCUCAAAAAGUUGAAGGAGGCAUCAGAGUCUGUAGCAGCUCUCAGCAAAGAGCUGGAGGUGAAAGAGAAGGAGCUUCAAGUUGCCAAUGACAAAGCUGAUAUGGUGCUGAAGGAGGUGACAGUAAAAGCCCAGGCAGCCGAGCGGGUGAAGGUAGAGGUGCAAAAAGUAAAAGACAAAGCCCAGGCCAUAGUAGACAGUAUUUCAGCUGACAAAGCCAUUGCUGAGGAGAAACUCGAAGCCGCCCGGCCGGCUCUUGAGGAGGCAGAGGCUGCUCUGCAAACUAUCAAGCCAUCAGACAUCGCCACAGUGCGAACACUUGGCCGACCCCCCCACCUGAUCAUGCGAAUCAUGGACUGCGUGCUACUGCUCUUCCAGAGGCGGGUUAAUGCUGUGAAAAUCGAUCCAGAGAAAAACUGCAACACUCCAUCCUGGCAGGAGUCUCUAAAACUCAUGACAGCUGGAAACUUCCUGGGUAGCUUACAGCAAUUCCCCAAAGACACCAUUAAUGAAGAAAUGGUGGAGCUGCUGCAGCCCUAUUUCGAAAUGCCAGACUACAACAUUGAAACAGCCAAGAGGGUGUGUGGCAACGUAGCUGGCCUUGCAUCCUGGACCAAAGCAAUGGCCUCAUUCUUCUCCAUCAACAAGGAAGUCUUGCCCUUAAAGGCUAACCUUGCAGUGCAGGAAAAUCGUCUGGCCAUAGCUAACGUUGACCUUCAGAAAGCUCGGGCGGAACUGGAUGCCAAGCAGGCAGAGCUGGAUGUGGUACAGGUGGAGUAUGAGAAGGCCAUGAUGGAGAAACAGACACUGAUGGAGGAUGCUGAGCGCUGCAGGCACAAGAUGCAGACAGCAUCCAGUCUCAUCAGCGGCCUUGCUGGUGAGAAGGAGAGAUGGACAGAACAGAGCAAAGAGUUUGCUGCCCAAACCAAACGACUUGUGGGAGAUGUUCUUCUGGCCACAGCAUUUCUUUCUUACUGUGGGCCCUUUAAUCAGGAGUUUCGGAAUCUCAUGCUGAGCGACUGGCAGCGGGAGUUGAAGCAGCGUUUCAUCCCAUUUGGCAGCAAUCUCAAUCUGACUGAGCUGCUCAUUGAUGCACCCACUGUUAGUGAGUGGAACCUCCAGGGGCUUCCCAAUGAUGACUUAUCAAUUCACAAUGGCAUCAUUGUGACCAAAGCAGCCCGCUUCGCUCUCCUUAUUGACCCACAGACACAGGGGAAAAUCUGGAUUAAGAACAAAGAAUCCAAGAAUGAGUUGCAGAUCACCUCACUGAACCACAAAUACUUCAAGAACCACCUUGAAGAUAGUUUGUCUCUUGGUCGACCCCUUUUAAUUGAAGAUAUAGGGGAGGAGUUGGAUCCUGCGCUCGACAACAUUCUCGAGAAAAACUUCAUCAAAACUGGCUCCACAUACAAGGUGAAAGUUGGUGACAAAGAGGUUGAUGUGAUGAAGGGCUUCAGGCUUUUUAUGACCACCAAGCUUCCUAACCCAGCUUACACUCCUGAAAUCAGUGCCCGCACCUCCAUUAUUGACUUCACUGUUACCAUGAGAGGACUUGAGGACCAGCUGCUGGGCAGAGUGAUCCUUACUGAAAAACAGGAAAUGGAGAAGGAGAGGACAGACCUAUUAGAGGAUGUGACAUACAACAAGAGAAAGAUGAAGGAACUUGAGGACAACCUUCUAUACAGGCUGACCAGCACACAGGGCUCGCUGGUUGAUGAUGAGAGCCUGAUUCUCGUCCUUAGCAACACAAAGCGCACGGCUGAAGAAGUCACUCAGAAACUACAGAUAGCUGCAGAAACAGAGGUCCAGAUCAAUGCUGCAAGAGAGGAGUAUCGGCCUGUGGCCACCAGAGGCAGCAUUCUAUACUUCCUUAUCACUGAAAUGAGUAUGGUCAACGUUAUGUAUCAGACAUCUCUGAGGCAGUUCCUUGGACUUUUUGAUCUUUCUCUGGCCAGAUCCUCCAAGAGCCCAAUCACCAGCAAACGGAUUGCCAGCAUCAUCGAGUUCAUGACCUUUGAGGUGCACAAGUAUGCAGCACGGGGCCUGUAUGAGGAACACAAGUUUCUCUUCACUUUACUUUUGACACUAAAGAUUGACAUGCAGAGCAACAAAGUCAAACAUGAGGAGUUUCUCACACUCAUUAAAGGAGGUGCAUCGUUGGAUCUAAAGGCUUGCCCACAGAAACCAGCCAAAUGGAUCCUGGACAUGACCUGGCUCAAUCUUGUAGAGCUCAGCAAACUGUGGCAGUUCUCUGAUAUACUGGAUCAGAUAAGUCGUAAUGAGAAGCAGUGGAAGUCCUGGUUCGAUAAGGAGGCCCCAGAGGAGGAGGUGGUCCCAAACUCCUACGAUCAGUCUCUUGACUGUUUUAGACGGCUGCUGCUUAUACGCUGCUGGUGUCCUGACAGGACCAUUGCACAGGCCCGUAAAUAUAUAACGGAUGCUAUGGGGGAAAGGUACACUGAAGGGGUAAUUCUUGACUUGGAGAAGAUGUGGCAGGAAUCAGACCCACGAACGCCUCUCAUCUGCUUCCUGUCCAUGGGGUCAGAUCCAACUGACUCUAUCAUCAUGCUGGGGAAGAAACUGAAAAUUGAGACUCGUUAUGUGUCCAUGGGACAAGGACAGGAGGUCCAUGCUCGCAAGCUUCUGCAGCAAACCAUGGCUAAUGGCUGCUGGGCAUUACUCCAGAACUGCCACCUUGGUUUGGACUUCAUGGAUGAGCUGAUGGACAUAGUGACAGAAACUGACUUUGUUAGUGACGGCUUUCGCCUUUGGAUGACCACAGAGGUCCACAAAAACUUCCCCAUCGCGCUCCUACAGAUGUCAAUCAAAUUCACCAAUGAACCACCACAGGGCCUCAAAGCAGGGCUUAAGAGGACAUAUGGAGGUAUAAACCAAGACCUUUUGGAUGUCAGUAACAUGGUCCAGUGGAAGCCAAUGCUGUAUGGCGUAGCAUUUCUCCACAGCACAGUACAGGAGAGGAGGAAGUAUGGCCCACUGGGAUGGAACAUCCCCUACGAGUUUAACCAGGCCGACUUCAACGCUACUGUUCAGUUCGUUCAGAAUCACCUUGAUGACAUGGACAUCAAAAAGGGUGUGUCAUGGACCACGGUUCGAUACAUGAUUGGAGAGAUUCAGUAUGGUGGUCGUGUGACUGACGACUAUGACAAGCGCCUCCUCAACACCUUUGCCAAGGUGUGGUUCAGUGAGGACAUGUUUGGGCCCAGCUUUAACUUCUACAAGGGCUACAGCAUCCCAAAAUGCUCCAGCGUUGACCAGUAUCUGACUUGCAUUCAGAGUCUUCCAGCCUAUGACACUCCAGAGGUGUUUGGUCUGCAUCCCAACGCAGAUAUAACCUUUCAGAGUAAACUGGCUAAGGAUGUUCUGGACACCAUCCUUAGUAUUCAACCAAAAGACAGCUCUUCAGGAGGAGGAGAGACCAGAGAGGCUGCAGUAUCCAAGCUGGCUGAUGACAUGCUAGAGAAACUGCCCCCUGACUAUGUACCCUUUGAAGUGAAAGAGCACCUUCAGAAGAUGGGUCCUUUCCAGCCAAUGAACAUCUUCCUGCGUCAGGAGAUCGAUCGAAUGCAGCGGGUCAUAGUUCUGGUUCGAAAUACCUUGACAGAUCUUAAGUUGGCUAUUGAUGGAACCAUCAUCAUGAGUGAGAACCUGCGGGAUGCCCUGGACUGCAUGUACGAUGCUCGCAUUCCUGCACGUUGGAAGAAGGCAUCAUGGGCCUCCAGUACCCUGGGAUUCUGGUUCACAGAGCUUCUUGAGAGAAACCGACAGUUCCAGGCUUGGAUCUUUGAAGGGCGGCCCAACUGCUUCUGGAUGACAGGCUUCUUCAACCCGCAGGGCUUCCUGACAGCCAUGAGACAGGAGAUCACUCGAGCGAACAAGGGUUGGGCCCUGGACCGCAUGGUGCUGUGCAAUGAGGUCACCAAGUGGAUGAAAGAUGACAUCACCCAACCCCCAGCAGAGGGGGUGUAUGUCUACGGCCUUUACCUGGAGGGAGCUGGCUGGGACCGUCGCAGCUGCAAACUCAUUGAUUCCAAACCCAAAGUCCUUUUUGAGAUGAUGCCCGUAAUCAGGAUCUACGCUGAGAAUAAUGGUGUGAAGGAUUCUCGCCUUUAUUCCUGUCCAAUCUACAAGAAGCCGGUCAGGACAGAUCCGAAUUACAUCGCAGCCGUAGACCUGAAAACAUCUCUUUCUCCAGAACACUGGAUCCUUAGAGGCGUGGCGCUCCUCUGUGAUGUGAAAUGAUUCCUUCAUGCUGCAAACACUGACACAUCAAGACAAUGUAAAAUUCACUCAGCAACCACUUUCAUUUCCCAUUUGGACAUAGUUCGUAUAUGUAGAGACAGUAGGAGGCUAAACGUGUUGAUAGGAUUAUAUGGCAGAAGCAUACUUCAGGAUUUCCUGACAAUCAGGCAAGCUUAAAUUGGCUGAAUAAUUCAAUCCAGGCAGUAAAUAUUUGUUGUGUAGAUAUAUUUUAUAAAAUGUAUUCAGGCACUCAGCCCAAGCUUCAGACUGGAAGUACAUGUUAAAAUGUGCCGGCUGUCUUUGUCUACAUGAGGUCAGAAGAGUCAGGGGCAGCUGCAUUGAGCUGACUAAUGAUUAUAUAUAUAUAUCUUAGAUUCAUUGGUAGUUUCAGUACUUUUUGUCUGGUCUUCAGUUAGAGGUAGCUCUUUAUGUUUGCCACACAACUCAUUAUAUGAUUUGUUUAUUCAUAUUUAACCAUUAGGCUGAAUUAUGUUUUUGUCUCUG